AUGCCAGCAUUAUCUACGCCUGGGAAAUCCGAUGUACACGCCUUCCAAGAAUGUAAACAGUUCACAUCACUUCUACCCCAUCCGGAAAAAUACGAAAACGACGAGUCCGAUACACGUAUUUUCCCCCUUGAGAGGGCCCGGUUCGGCCCAGUCCCUGUCUACGCGAGCGUGCAAUGCCUGUCCAUAUUGCUCUUUGGGUGGACGGUGCAAUACCCAGACCAGGUCCACAUCGCCGUGCCCAUCGUCGCGACUUUCUUCGGAGGGUGGUCGACUGUGCCUACACAUUCGAACAUCACGACGUAUCUCGUUGAUAUAUUUCAUGACCGUAGCGCUGCUACCGCGGCUAGUCUUAAUCUUGCAAGGUGUUGUCUCGCGGCUGCUGAGACCAGCGCUAUUCUUCCCAUGGUGCAUGGUGUUGGGGCUGGAGGGGCGUUUACCAUUUGUGUUGCAGUGCAGCUGGUUGCGAUAGUUGGGUUGGGUGUACAGUGGAAAUGUGGUGGUGGUGUUUGGAGGAGUGUGAAGGAAUCUGAAGUGUCAUCGUGA
Aspergillus glaucus CBS 516.65 is the source of this 543-nucleotide messenger RNA. RefSeq lists its product as uncharacterized. NCBI's taxonomy places the organism in Eukaryota, Fungi, Ascomycota, Eurotiomycetes, Eurotiales, Aspergillaceae. The record is from RefSeq and is a predicted model, not a curated record. The transcript is spliced from 2 exons. Gene Ontology annotation, molecular function: transmembrane transporter activity. Bases 1 to 543 code for a protein of 180 amino acids. Gene Ontology annotation, biological process: transmembrane transport.